This is a messenger RNA of Durusdinium trenchii, 1775 nucleotides long. NCBI's taxonomy places the organism in Eukaryota, Dinophyceae, Suessiales, Symbiodiniaceae. The record is from the annotation of a GenBank genome assembly.
AGACGGUGAUCCAUGCCGUGAAGCCCGAAGUGGCCAUGAUCGAGCUGGACGAAGAGCGUUUGGACCGGAUGCGCCAGGUGCCCGCGGAGCAGCUGACGGAGCCGCCGGAGACCGCGCUGCAGCAAGUGGUCUUCAAAGCUCCGGCACAGCACGAGCACGCGGCGGUGGAGAUCACCACCCAUGCGCAGAGAGCCGUGUGGAACUCCGAAGCGACCGGGCAGCAGAUCACCGGCGAAGUGCUCCACCGAGCAGAGGAUGAAUUCGGCUUGGAGGCCGGGGACUCCUUCCACGGUGGCCAGUUCAUGGCGCUGGUCCGCCGGGGCGGUGCCCAACCGGAGCAGUUUGCGCCUUUCGCACUGAAGGCCCACAACGCGGCCCAGUCCGGAGCCUCCGCCUUGCUCGUGGUGAACUCCGAGGAGAAGCUGCCGGUGGGCCGCAUUGGCGUGGCCACCAUUUGGGGCGAGCUCCGCAUCGCCUGUACCACGGGUAGCUGUAGCUUCCCGAGCGUGCCCGUCCUUUUGCUGAACAAGCAGCAAGGGGAGGAGCUCCUCCAGCUUUGCCGGAGUGGCCGAAGUGUCACUGGCGACUUCACCGUGAAGUCUGACCCCUACCCGCGGCGGUCCUUGCCAAAGAAGCUAUGCCAGGCCUGCGGCCUCUUCUGCUCGGGAAUCGGGGUGAUGUAUGGCAUCAUCCAGUGCUUCGCCGUGGAGGUCGGAGGCGAGUUCUUGGCCGCCGAGCUGGCGGCCAGAGACAUCGGCAUUCGAUGUGUGUGCAUCGAUGUAGACCUGAAUAGGUUUUGGAGCAGAUUAGGCUGGUCCCUUCUGCCAACUCCUUGCAAUCUUCUGAACUCCUUGCUAUCUUGGCUGGCGUUCCCCCGUGUUUUCUUCCAGUUCCUCUUCCCACCCUUCGGGAGCAUCGACACCGUGGGCAGCAUUUUCUUGCACGGCGCUAGCUUCUCCGUGAAGACCUGGUUGGCCUUCCUCCUGGCUGGCGCGUGCGCGAGCUUCAUCACCAACUCAGUGCUGAGAUUAUUCGGCACUGGCGUUGUGGAGGGCGCCACGGACACUGGCUUGAUCGAAUCAGAUGACCGUGAGGAAGCUCAGGCCUAUGUCAUGCUAGCGAUCGAAAUGUACAUGCUGCCGCAGGUCUAUUCUGCGGUGGCCGCGUCGCGAGACGAGGCCAUGUACCACAGCAUGGUACGGAAAUGCCAGGAGUUUGCCGCGAAGCGGCUCGUGGUGGUGGUUGGCGCAGGGCAUGCCAAUGGUAUUCUGCAAUAUGUUCGGGAAGCUUAGCCGGCUAUGUGGUCUACGUCAAGGUUGGGAGGAUGUUCUCCUUGGAUCCAGGAUUUAGAAAUAGAGAUGGUGUUCGACAGCUGGACUAUUAGUAGAAUUUUGCUUUGCAUUUUAGGGGUAGAGCUUUCGUCCGCGGGCCGUGGAGAUUUCGAGAACAAAAAGUUGCAAUGACAAAGGUGCUGGCAAAUAUAAUUGGGUGGAAGAACUGCUACCCUGUCUUUGGCAUGAAGGUUGAUAUAUGUUGCCAUCAUGUAAAGAAGGGAAUGGGUGUUUCGAGUGGCAGAUUUUUCAUGUACAUCGACAUGACACCCCAGAAGCUAGGCCAUCGCAAAGCCUUUCAUCCGAGGAUCCAGACUGAGAAUUGUCGGUCCCUGGGUUUUCGGGUUCGGGUCCACGGAUUCAUUAUGAGAGUCUUUAGGCCAUCCAAUCUAAGAAGUUGAAAGUGCUAUUUUGAUUUUUGUUGGUGUGGUUCCUGCUAAUAGC